Molecule: messenger RNA, 3701 nt
Organism: Paramuricea clavata
Lineage: Eukaryota; Metazoa; Cnidaria; Anthozoa; Malacalcyonacea; Plexauridae
Source: the annotation of a GenBank genome assembly
AUGGAAUAUAAAGUGACUGUUGCUCAAGGGAAAGUGGUUUGGUACAAGUUAUAUAAUGGAACUGCUGUUCCAAUGAUGGUCAGUUUUUACUUAGUUUUCUUUCAUUUUUCUUUCAACGGCGCUAAAUAGGCAAUACCAUUGGCUUUUGGCCGAUUGUUUUCUUUAACUUUCGAAAUAAAAGUAGACAAUAAAGGUCCGAGCCCAGAAACAUCGCUUUUUGUAUCUUUUUAGGGUCGAUGUGAUCAGAAUGAAGCUCUUCUGAAUGAUGGCGUAAGGCAGUCCCCGGCGAAAAUUUGAUGAAUUAUUCAUGAAAAAUUCAUGAAUUUUGUUCAUGAACUUCCAUCAAAAGUACAUGAACUCUUCAUGAAUGUGCAUGAACGUUAAAUGGCACAGUUCAUGAAAGUAACAGUUCAUGAAUAACAAGUUCAUGAACUUUUUUGUUCAUGAACAGUUCAUGAACUAAUGUUCAUGCAUUUUUGAAGAGCAAAUCAUGAGCUAUAUUCAUGAACUUUUCAUGAAUUUUCUCAUGAACAUUAAAUGGCACAGUUCAUGAAAAUUGCUGUUCAUGAAUACUUCAUGAUCUUGUAAUCAUGAACAUUUCAUGAAUCAUUCACGAAUAAUUCAUGAAUAAUUCAUGGUCAGCGUUUCAUGAAUCCUCAUGAAUUUUCAUGAAGUGAUUCAUGAACACUUCAUGGCACAGUUCAUGAUCAAUAUGCAUGAAAUGUUCAUGAACUGAUUUAGAUUUCUAAAAUUGGAAACCAUAUUAUAACAUAGUUCAUAAUCUUUACUCUAUGAGAAUGGGCCUGUCAAUGAAAUCGUAUAAUUAUAAUAUACGAACCAUGCACUUAUGAAUCGUUUGGGAAAAGGCUCAUGAAAUUAUUCACCAACAUUUUAUGAAUUUUAACUAGUCUUUAAAAUCCAGCUACGCUUCAAUUUUUACCUAUAUACUGUUUAACAAAUAUAAAACAUUUUCCGUGUUGAUAUACAGUUAUAUCAACACGAGUGGAAAUUGGGAAAACGAGAAAUUGUGUGGAAACACGACGCCCGAAGGGCGGAGUGUUUUCACACAAUUUCGAGUUUUCCCAACUUCCACGAGUGUUGAUAUAACUAUAUAUCAAUACGGAAGAAAUGUUUCAUAUUUGUUUUAUAAUAUAGCAAUGUCAAAAGCCCGAAGAAUAAGAACAAUUUCCGUGUUACAAGCGGCGGAAAAUUUCCCGUGUUGACAUGGAGUUAUAUCAACACGGCUCUUAGCCAAUCAGCGUUCAGAAUUUACAAAUGCUAUAUUAUAAAUACAGUUAAACUAUUACAAGGUUGUCUUUACUAUAUGUGUUCAUAUAUAUGCAGUUCAGUAUGACAUGCAAACUUAAAAAUAACUUCAAUCUUCAUGCACGCAUUUCUUACUAAAACUACUUACUGUCGAAACAGCUGAAAUAACAAAUUAAGUCUUCCGACCAGUCAUGCCGCAUUUUACCACAGGGCAAACUCGCAAACAAGGCAACAAAUGGCAUGAACCUCGUCAUACAUCCAUUAACAAAAUCACGUAUUUGCUUAUAGAUUAUAUAGGAGUUUAUUUAGGCAUGUCUUGGUCAAAUGUGUGCUCGUAAUAAUCUAUAUAGUGUACAUUAUGAAUGCUAAGAAAUGAAAUACGUUCCACUUUUACGAGUCUUCUUAAUUCAAUAAUAAUUCCUCAUUCAAAUAAGUUGAUGGCAAAAUCAUGCACGACUAUAUAUAAAUUUAAUCGAUUCAAAACUCGAUUUCUUAUAUACUGUAUAUACAGUUCAUCACAGUAUUAUCACUUCGACUCUGUCUCGAUCCGUACAAUAUUUGCGCCAUGCGGUUGCGCUGUCAUACCAUAGAAAAUUUAGCUACUGUAAGAUCAAUACUUGGCAAUUAAAGAUUGAGGAGACACCUAUAGUUCCGAGUAUAUGUACACUAUGUUUGUUAAACAUUUGAUAUAACGCAUUUAUUGAAACGUUUUGGGCAUAUUAAUUUAUGGCCGUAUUAAAAACGGUGAUCCGAUAUACUAUUAUAACUUACUUGAUUGCGCUUAAUUUACGCUAUACUAUUUGCUGGAAUUUCGCUGACGUAGCUAUACCCCUCCUGGUAAUUUCACCAACAUUGUAUUCUUGAAAUACAUAUCCAAGCCAACAAACUCCAGUAAACCCAGCAAGAACAACGAAGAACAUAAUAAAACUGAAGUGCUGCGUUACAAAAGCACGCAAAUUUGUCUUCCCACACUAAAUGUGAGCUGUAUUUGUAUAUAGCUCGAGGCUUGGCCGUCAGCCUGUCUACAUGGCCAAGAUGCGCAAACCUGAUUAGAUAUCAAAUAAAAUUGGCAGAAAAGACGUUCAGAGUUUGAUUCAGGUAGAAAUGAAUAGUAUAAAAGUAUAGACCUUCAAGACAGCUUUUUCUAUAUAUUGACCAUAACCACGCAUCAACUAAUGUUUCAGAAAUUGCACUUUUUCAAAUAUCACUCAAUUUGAAAUGACAAAUUUAAUACAGACUACAGUAGUGAAUAUAGUGUAUAAUUCUUUACAGACUCGUAAUAUACGAUCGUAAAGUUAAUAUCAUUAAACAUGCAUCGACAUUCAUUAAAUUAAUACAUUUUAUAAAUUAUUUAUGAUGUAUUAUAAUCCACUAAAACUGUUCAUGAAUAGUUCAUGGUAGUUCUCAAAGCGAAAUCAUGAACGUUCAUGAAUCAGUACAAAUUCAUCAAAAUUUCAUGAUAUGUUCAUCAAGUAAAUUCUAUGAAUUUUUCAUGAAUAACCAGUUCAUGAAAUAUUCAAAUGAACAUUCAUGAACAUUCAUGAACUAUUCUGUUCAAAACAAAACGUUCAUGAACUGAUUGGCCAUUCAUCAACUGUUCAUGAACAGUUCAUGAAGAGCAUUCAAGAACACUUCAUGAACACUUGUUCAUGAACCAUAAGUAAAAUAUUUGAUGAGCGGAGCAUGAACUGUUCAUGAAUGUACAUGAACGUUCAUGAAUGCACCAUCAAAGUUCAUGACUUCAUGAACAAAUUUUCGCCGGGGCAUUGACGUGUUAAACGUAAAAUUACACGAAUAAAGUUUUAUAUUUGUUAUGUUAAAUCUGUGCUAGUUCUAUUUCAAGAUUUUCAGCACCAUCUCAUGCGGAGAUAUAUAAAACUAGUUUCAUAUUAUUUUGAUACUUCUGAGAAAAACUAAAAAUUCGAACUUGCAUCUUUGGAUAUCUAGACUCGCUACCAAUCCCUGUUGACUCGAUAGCUCAAUAUAUAUGUAUAGAAGGAGUGUUGGAAUAAUUUUAUUGUAUCUGGAGUGUCGGAAUAAUUUUAUGUUGGUUCUAUACAAUAUUUCUUUACAGAUUGUUGUUAUCCCAGAUAGUGUCGCUGCCAAGAAAGUACCGCCCGUGCCAGGGUUAUUGGAAUACCGCAAGGACACCGAAAAACUUUAUGUAAGAUCAAAUGAAACAUGGAAUGUGAUUGGCGAAGAAAAGAAGGUAAUAUUCCCCGUGAUAUACUCUCCAUAAUUAACAUCCUGCAUGGGUAUCCAAAAAGUCUCUUUUUCACGAUGAACGAAAAAAGUAUAUCUGUAGAAAACACUCAGUCUUUCAGAAGUUAAAAUUUCUCUGCUUUCUUAAUUUAGUUGUUAGGAAAAGCGUUGAAACAGACCAAACCCGGAUUGGAACAAGUUCAGAAAAAGGCAAGGGAUGUUAUUAUUAAAAU